This is a messenger RNA of Penicillium subrubescens, 321 nucleotides long. RefSeq lists its product as uncharacterized. The transcript has a single exon. The coding region runs from base 1 to 321 and encodes 106 amino acids. NCBI's taxonomy places the organism in Eukaryota, Fungi, Ascomycota, Eurotiomycetes, Eurotiales, Aspergillaceae. The record is from RefSeq and is a predicted model, not a curated record.
AUGGGCAGCAGCUCAUAUUUCCUGACGAAGAGCCAGCCCAUCCAUGUCCCAGUAGAGGAAGCUGCCUUACAAAGCCAAGGGGUCUAUCCCGGUAGCCGUGAUAGCACAGGAAGGUGGGAGCUGGUGAGCGAGGACAGAGUGAUGUUGACGACAGUGAGCAAAUCACGAGUUCCCGUGGUCUUCAGCGUGACCUCUCAAGAGCGUCAAGAGUGUCAAGACUUGAUGGCCGCCACACUAUCACACGUCCAGUACGAGGCAGAUCCUGUUCCGAGGUGGCUGAGGGGCCGGUGGGCUGGUGGGCUGAAGAAAAUGGGUAUUUGA